UCCCAGAAGCGUCCGUCGCCUAGGGCGGGGAUCCUGUCCCUCCCUGCCGGGAGGAGUGUGAGGAGGCGGCAGCUCAAUGGGGGGUGGGUGUAGCCAGCGCGAGCCCAAGCAGGGCUUUAUAAGGGGCCGUCCCGCCCGGGGCUGGCAAGUCGAGAUUCCUGGAGAGUAUCAUGGCGAUAGGCACAGCACUUCUGGGGCUCCUCGCUUUCCUGCUCGGCUGCUCCGGCACCUCUGCCAAACCCCAAAAUUCUGAGCGCUUCGCCAUGCGGAAGUGCGUCCUGGCUGGCAACUGGGUGAAUGACCAGGGCUCCAAGAUGGUCAUCUCCGACAGCAAUAAUUCCGGGGUGUUCAGCGGCUCCUACCUGACGGCCAUGGCUGCUACCGACAACAUCAUCCGGCCAUCCCCUCUUCAGGGUGUCCAGCACCAGGUGGACCAGCGGGCCCAGCCCACCUUCGGCUUCACCGUCAACUGGAGUUUCGCUGAGUCCACCACGGUCUUUGCGGGCCAGUGUUUCCUGGAUGAGGAUGGAGAGGAACAGCUGAAGACCACAUGGCUGUUGCGUGCGGAGGUGGGAUCCGUGGCAGAGGACUGGGGGGCAACCCGGGUUGGCACAGACACUUUCUACCGCACCAAGUGAGAGGGUGAAGAGAGCCAGGCUUCCGUGGUUUCUGCCUUGGCAGGGUGGGGUGGGGGGGCAAUCCUUCCUACCUCACCCAUCAGCCACUCUUCUCCAAUAAAAUGUUUUCCUGAGCAGCAUC
Messenger RNA from Ahaetulla prasina, 759 nucleotides. Its product is annotated as avidin-like. NCBI's taxonomy places the organism in Eukaryota, Metazoa, Chordata, Lepidosauria, Squamata, Colubridae. Bases 171 to 638 code for a protein of 155 amino acids. The transcript has 4 exons. Gene Ontology annotation, molecular function: biotin binding. The record is from RefSeq and is a predicted model, not a curated record.